AUGGAUGAACUGGCGAAGAUUCGGGGUCGGGAUAUUCCCGAUGUUAUGGAGGCAUCCAUAGAGAUCUUGGCGCCUCUCCUCACUGCGAAUAAGGCCCAUAUCCAGGAAAUCCCGUUCAAGACGUUCAAGUAUGGGCCCACUGACCGGCAUCAGCUGGAUAUCUACUACCCUUUAGAACAGGAUAGGCGGGAGAAGUCGCCUGUUCUGUUCUUUGUGUAUGGAGGGAGCUUUGUCACUGGCGCGAGGAACCUGUCGCCUAGUUUCGGGCUCGUGUACGCCUGUGUAGGCUCGUUCUUCGCCAGACGAGGGAUCCCUACUGUCAUCGCGGAUUACAGGCUCGCGCCAGAGUUCAAGUAUCCCAAACCGGUAGAGGAUGUUCGCGAUGCGAUAGAGUGGGUCAUUAAGAACCCCGAGGCACUGGCAUCUCCCGGAAGCCCAUCUCCAGACCUAGAGAACAUCGUUGUGAUGGGCCAUUCGGCUGGAGCAACGCACGCAGCGACGCUUCUGUUCAAUACUUCAGUUGUCCCGUUGGACUCACCCUUGCGUUCUCGAAUCACCGGUCUAAUCCUCUUCGCGGGCGGAUACGACGUCUCGGCUGCUGUACCUGGUACACCCCGUGCCUCUGCGAUCGAGAAGUACUGGUCCACCCUCGACGAAGCUAAAGCCAAUGAUGCGUUAUCCUUGUUCAACCGGUUCCCUGACUCCGAGCUGGGUUCGUUGCCGGAGAUUUUGAUGGUGCAGGCGGAGGAGGAGCCGGAUUAUAUGGAUGACGCGGGGAGGAAGAUGCGGGAGGCUGUUGGGAGGAGGUUGGGCAGGCCGCAGAGGAUGGUGGUGGGGAAGGGGCAUAAUCAUAUUAGUGUGAAUUGGGUGCUUGGGAUUGGGCAGGGUGAAGAGUGGGCGGAGGAGGUUAAGGAGUGGGUUUUGGAGAGGCCUGGGGAGAGGUGGGGAGCGGAAGAAGCGGAAGUGCGGAACGAGCGGGAUUUACGUGCCGCUUGA
Molecule: messenger RNA, 996 nt
Organism: Coprinopsis cinerea okayama7#130
Lineage: Eukaryota; Fungi; Basidiomycota; Agaricomycetes; Agaricales; Psathyrellaceae
Product: alpha/beta hydrolase domain-containing protein
Exons: 4
Coding region: 1-996 (331 amino acids)
Molecular function (GO): hydrolase activity
Source: RefSeq, a predicted model, not a curated record